This is a messenger RNA of Talaromyces marneffei, 1668 nucleotides long. RefSeq lists its product as uncharacterized. Gene Ontology annotation, biological process: protein dephosphorylation. Lineage: Eukaryota; Fungi; Ascomycota; Eurotiomycetes; Eurotiales; Trichocomaceae. The transcript has 2 exons. Gene Ontology annotation, molecular function: cation binding; protein serine/threonine phosphatase activity. The coding region runs from base 1 to 1668 and encodes 555 amino acids. The record is from RefSeq and is a predicted model, not a curated record.
AUGUUCGGUGGCUCCACGAGCCCACCCAAAGAGAAAUCCGACUUGAUUCCAACUGGAACCAGUCCAAAAUCACCAACUAUCAGCCCUAACGAGGCCGCAUUUGGACGUGACAAGCGCACCUCGCCAUCUGGAACUUCUGGCAAGAAACAGACCGAAGACCCAAACGACAAAAAGCGUCGCAGCAGCUCGGUGACCAGAGCAGCGUCUUUCUUUUCUAGCGCAAAGAAUUCGUUACAUUUAUCAAGUCGCGAUUCAUCAAUAACCGCUAUUCAGAUUGCGCAGACCCCAUUUCAGAAACUCGGAAAGAUGGAUCCUGCCUUGACGGUGCCUCAGGGCUCCUUGAACAAUUCGGCUGGAGAGUCAGUGCCCACUUCGCGCUCAUCGUUCCGUGUCGGUGUCACAGAAGACCGAAAUCGCAAGUGCCGGAGAACGAUGGAAGAUACACAUGCAUAUCUAUACAAUUUCUUGGGGACGCCGGCUCCCGUUACUGGAAACACUACGAUCAAUGGAAAUGAGACACGGGAAUCAAUUGAAUCCACAACUGGCUCGGAGGAAACUACUCAUGUAGUGGAGACUGACAAUGGUUACUUUGCUAUUUUUGAUGGCCACGCAGGAACUUUUGCUGCCGAAUGGUGUGGAAAGAAAUUACAUCUCAUCCUUGAAGACGUCAUGCGACGGAAUCCCAACGCCCCCGUCCCCGAACUCCUAGACCAGGCUUUCACUAGCGUUGAUCAACAAUUGGAGAAAUUGCCUCUGAAGAAUAGCGGUUGCACAGCUGUAGCUGCCGUGUUGCGAUGGGAAGAUCGUAUUCCCAGCUCGCAUUCUGCCACAGGUUCCGCGCCUCUCGCGCCAGCCGCCGCAUCCGCCAAUGCUUUAGAAUCAGAGUCAGACGGCCCCGACUCGACGCACAAACCAGCUCAAGCGAAGCAGUCAUUAUCCAUAGAUUUGCAUUUGGUCAAGUCACAUGAAAAUGUCUCCCGCCAGCGGGUCUUGUACACAGCAAAUGUUGGCGACGCGCGAAUUGUUCUAUGUCGAAAUGGGAAAGCUCUUCGUCUCUCGUAUGAUCAUAAAGGUAGCGAUGACAAUGAAGGAAAGCGUAUUGCCAAUGCUGGUGGGCUCAUCCUCAACAAUAGGGUCAAUGGCGUGCUCGCUGUUACGAGGGCUCUUGGCGAUACAUACUUGAAGGAUCUUGUUACGGGUCAUCCAUACACUACAGAGACUGUAGUACAGCCUGAUCAAGACGAGUUUCUUAUUUUAGCCUGCGAUGGGUUAUGGGAUGUGUGCACCGAUCAAGAAGCGGUCGACCUGAUACGCAGUGUUAAAGAUGCCCAAGAAGGCUCAAGAAUGCUCGUGGAUCACGCGCUGUCGCGUUUCAGUACCGAUAACCUGACCUGCAUGGUGGUCCGAUUUGAUGCGAAUUUAAUCCGAGAUGUUGUUGAGCGACGUUCUGAACCUAUUGGGGUCGAAGGAGAUCCUUUGUCUCAGGUCAAGGGCGGAAUAAGUGAAGCCGAUAAGAUAGUGGAAGACGCCAAAAAAAGGCUUGAGAAUGCGGAACCUAGUCCUGUUGAUGCUGCCUCUACUACGAAGUUGGACGAAUCACAAGGGACUAAAGCAUCAAGUCCGGGCGCUGCCACCACGACGAAACUCGAGGAAGUUAUCCACGAAUGA